This is a messenger RNA of Rosa rugosa (rugosa rose), 2259 nucleotides long. Its product is annotated as synaptonemal complex protein 1-like. The transcript is spliced from 14 exons. The record is from RefSeq and is a predicted model, not a curated record. The coding region runs from base 766 to 1983 and encodes 405 amino acids. NCBI's taxonomy places the organism in Eukaryota, Viridiplantae, Streptophyta, Magnoliopsida, Rosales, Rosaceae.
UUGAGCUGUACCUGAAACGUCUUCUGGAAAUCAAGAAAUCAAGAAGAAGAGUAGCCUCUCCAUGACAGAACCCUUAGACGACGGUUGUCCCAUCUGCCGAGAUCCGUACAGAACUUUUGAGCUGCUGGCUCGCACAACUUGUCUUCAUUUUUACCACGAAGACUGUUUGAAGAAUUGGCACGAGGACUUCUCAAGGCGCAGCGGCAAGGCAAUUAUCUGUCCAUAUUGUAGGAAGUCCUACAUCCCCGAGCACACACUCUGUUUUGGCAUAGCAGUGCAGCCUCCGAAGGUCAGACUUCUCAAGAACUUCGUCCCACCAGUGCCGCCCUACCCUCUUCCCGACCUCUACACCGUCCACUGGCCCCUCCUCCCUCGUCGACCUUCACCUCAACAACCUGCGUAUCAACCCCCAGUUCUUCGACGCCGCCGCUUCGGAAGCAGCAGCGCCGACCCCAGCGAGCCAUAAUCCAGGCCGCUUCUGCGGGCCGCCGGUCCUUGUGGCGCGGCAGUUCUUUUUUCUUUUUUUUACUUUUACGUAGGAGUCUUCAUUAUUUUCUUUUACCCUACCGUCGAGAUUUCGUCGGCCAUAUCCAAUCUUUCUUUUCGUUUUGCGCGACGACGGUGAAAACUGAAAACAGUCCCCCCCUCGGUUUUUUACUAUUUUACUUUCUUGGUAAACGGCAUCGAAACCCCUUCUCUCUCGUACUCGCGGACCUAAACCCCUCCUCUCUCUCGCACAGAGACCUAAAGAUCGCUCUUUCUUCAAUGGCGAACGUCGACGCCUCUCUCCGGUGGAGGAAGAAGCACUGGGUCGUCGACGCUGUCAAAACAGAUCUGGAAAUGGCGAAGAAGUCAUUAGAGGAAAAAAUGCAAGAGAAGAGGAAACUUAUAAGGAAUCGUGAAAAGGAGCUGGAGGAAUGCAGACUCGAGAAAGAGGAACAUCACAGAAAUGCAAAUCUCUUAGACGAAAAAGAUGCUAUGAUUAACAACUUUGAAGAAACUCUAGCAAAUAACAGGCUGGCAACAGGGAGUCUGAACACUAAAUUGGGUGAUGUGCUUCUUGAGUUAAAGAUAAGGCUACUCAAAAUCAAGCCUGAAUUGAAAGAUAAGGCUCUCACUGUCAGCUCCUAUUUGGCUUUAGUUCCAGCUUCCUCUCAGGCUACCUUUCCAUACCUAUUUGCUGUCAGCAAGUACUUGCAGGUCAGUAGCGUUCAGCAGAAGCAUGAUAAAAAGGAACGAUGUCUAAAAGCUAAACACAGUGAAGAGCUAAAGCAGAUCCAACUUCAAGCUGAAAAUGAGUUGAGAGAGAAAAUGACAUCAAUGAGGAAUGAACAUGAAACCCGACUGAGAGCUUUGGGACUUCAGCAUGAAGAUGAGAUUAACAAGCUUCAGAAGGACUUGUAUCUUCAAAAGUCCAAAGAGGAGAAGCAGAGGGCAUUACUGCAAUUGCAGUGGAAAGUUAUGAGCGAUGAGCCAGAAGAGGAGCAAGAAGUGAAUUUGAAGAAGUCUCAGGAAUACUCAAUUUCGUCGAGGAGAAACCCUGUUAUCAGAAGGAGAGGUCAGCAUUCUCUGAGAAGACCGGAGCAUGAGAAGGAUUCACCUUUAGUGGGAGCAACACAAACACCAGUGUCAACACUUUUGAAGAAAGCUUCAGAGAAUAUGAAUUCACCAACUGUAAUGAACAUUUCAAAGCACCACAAAAAGGUAAUUCGUGACGGAUAUGAAAUUGAAACUGGUAAUGGAAGAACUAUUAAACGGAAAUCCAGAAGCACAGUCAUGUUUGUGGAUCCAAGAAAACAUAAGAGGACAAGUACAUCAAAAGUCAAAAGCCCCAAGAGUGUGGUCAAGGGAUCUAAGGGAGAGGGUCAACCAUGUCCUUCAAAUAUAGGUGACCUGUUUUCAGAAGGGUCUCUGAAUCCAUAUGCUGGUGAUCCAUAUGCAUUUGAUCAAGGUCAGGAAAGAAAUCUCUAUGGUACCUCUUAACUGCCUCACUCACUAGCCGGCAUCUGAUCUGAACUUGUACAGGAUUUGUGGUCAUGCUUCCUCUUGCGUAUAUGUGGACAUAGAAUUAGGGCAAUUUUUACUGAUUUGGAUCAUCAGUUUGAACUCUUUUGUAACGAGUUAACAUCACAUUCUUUGUACAUAUGGGGAUCUGCUCAUUACUGAUAGUGGUACACAGUUGAUCUAUGUGAUCACUGCAAAUAGAUAGUGAAAAAAUGGUCAAAGACUUCAUUGAAAAUUUGAUUCCUACUUUGCAGA